This is a messenger RNA of Plasmopara halstedii, 433 nucleotides long. RefSeq lists its product as uncharacterized. The transcript has a single exon. The coding region runs from base 92 to 337 and encodes 81 amino acids. The record is from RefSeq and is a predicted model, not a curated record. NCBI's taxonomy places the organism in Eukaryota, Oomycota, Peronosporomycetes, Peronosporales, Peronosporaceae.
UUGCGCUCACCCAUGAAGGUGUACGCACAUAGACAAUAGAAACUAAUGUAAAUUGGAUGUAAGAAAUAAAUACCAGCUUAAUUCUUUUGGAAUGUUCUCAGCGGCACAAGAACAAAUACUUGUAGAAAGUCAAAAGACUCUGACUUAUCGUACUAAUGGAUCCGGGAGAGACGAGCUCUCCAUUGCGAUCCAGUCUAAAGCAUCACUGUCAUGGGUACUGCUGACAAUUUUUCGUCAGAAAAUACAUGAGCUAAGGGCCUGCAAAUUGUUUUGGAAUUAUGCUCUUGAUUCCUCUCGACUUCCUUAUCGAGCACAAGAGUCCAAAUAUGGUUUUUGACCUCCACAGUCCUCCUCGAUCCACCUUUUACGUGUUUUUUUUCACAAAGUCUCGCUUUGUACAGAUAUCGCUGUCACGGUACUGCUAACUCUUGAG